AUGCCCUUCGAAAUAGUGACUUCAAACCCUCAACAUAUCAAAUCUAUUAAGAUUGAAUUGGAAGGUCGCAGCAGUUUUGUAAAACCUAUCACUAAGGAGGGAGAUCUCACAAUAAUUAAAACCACAAUCAAUGAUCCCAAUGACCCCCUGUUUGUGGAUAGUCGCUAUACAGCACGUGAGUACAAUGCAAGCCAGAGUGCUAAUUUGAAUUCCACUGGCCUUGUGGAAUAUGUUCAUGGAUUUUUAAAGGAGCAAGGUGUUGAUGAGGUGAAAGUUAAAGAAUUAUUGAAUACAAUGCCUCUGAGAUACACUAUAUAUCCUCCGCUGUUGCUAUUUAAUUAUUCAGUACAAAGAUCUUUCAAGCAUGCAACAUGGACGGCGUUUUUUGGUGCUUAUCGGGAAUCGAGUGACAAACUGUUCAAUGGCAUGUUAGAAACAGUUUUCAGCUCGAAUAAGCUUACCAAUGUCGCUAUCAAUAUGCCAAUCAUUGAAACGGAUAUACAAAGGAGACCUUUCAAUAUUCUUCCACUAUUCGGAGACUUGAUUGACAAAUCUGUGGAUUUAAACAAUGACAAACUUUGGGAGUCUCCUUCGAGUGAAGAUUUCUCGAAGACACUUUGGUGCCAUGUUGUACAGAAUGGAAUCGAUCAAUAUUGGGCACCGGCAUUUACCAUGUUUAGUCGUGGUAAUGUCAAAGAGAAGAAAAGAAUUUUGAGUGAAUAUGUCGAUAUAGAAGGUAAUGAUGUGGUAGACUUGUACGCUGGGAUUGGUUACUUUACGCUGAGCUACCUCAAACGCAAAGCCAGAAAUGUGUUUUGCUUUGAAUUGAAUCCAUGGUCAGUAGAAGGCCUGCGUAGAGGUAUCGCUAAAAACAAGUUUGCCGAUAGAGCGCAUGUCUACUGCGAGAACAAUGAAAACAGCAUCACGAGGAUUCUAGAAUACCGCGAGGAUUUAACGAUACGACACAUCAACCUCGGGUUACUUCCAAGCAGCAGGCCAGGAUGGAAACUUGCGCUGGAUAUCCUAUCGUUGCCGAACGUAAAUGCCAGCGUCGAAUCACCUUUGUUGUGCACACUUCAUGUGCACGAAAACAUCCACAUCGAGGAACUCAAUAACAGCAGUUUUGUCGAAAGGAUGCUGACUGAACUCACAGCGACACAGCCAACAUUCAGAUACACAGCGGCACAUGUAGAGAAGAUCAAAACGUUUGCACCAGAUGUUUGGCACGUCUGUAUCGACGUCGAAGUUCUUAGCCUCGACACGCAACUCAGUUGCUCAUAA
Messenger RNA from Tetrapisispora phaffii CBS 4417, 1281 nucleotides. It is a transcript of the gene TRM12, whose product is annotated as tRNA(Phe) (4-demethylwyosine(37)-C(7)) aminocarboxypropyltransferase. The record is from RefSeq and is a predicted model, not a curated record. Gene Ontology annotation, cellular component: cytoplasm. NCBI's taxonomy places the organism in Eukaryota, Fungi, Ascomycota, Saccharomycetes, Saccharomycetales, Saccharomycetaceae. Gene Ontology annotation, molecular function: S-adenosylmethionine-dependent methyltransferase activity; tRNA methyltransferase activity. Gene Ontology annotation, biological process: wybutosine biosynthetic process; tRNA methylation. The transcript has a single exon. Bases 1 to 1281 code for a protein of 426 amino acids.